Messenger RNA from Acanthosepion pharaonis, 492 nucleotides. The record is from the annotation of a GenBank genome assembly. Lineage: Eukaryota; Metazoa; Mollusca; Cephalopoda; Sepiida; Sepiidae.
AUGUUGAUCGCCUCCGAUAAUAUUAUCUCUUCUGCUACCGGAAUCCAGCAAGAUGAUCAACUUGGUCCGCUACUAUUUGCAAUGGCUGUCAACGGGACAGAUCGUUCCAUCGCCUCUCCUUUCAACAUAUGGCUGGAGGCAGGCGAAGCUCCCUUUGCUUUUCGGAGGCCUGAGCCUUCGAUCAGCGGCAGACUUGGCCCUUCCAGCAUAUUAAUUUCUUUUCUUUCUUCCAGUUGCGAAUUAAUUGAUGCGAUACACGGCCCCCGCCCCCUUUCUUAUUCUUUAUUUUCUUCUUUUCCAUCAUUAUUUCCUUUUUCUUAUUUAUACUUAUUUUUUUCUUUUUCUUUCUUUCUUUCUUUCUUUCUUUCUUUCUUUCUUUCUUUCUUUAUUUAUUAUUUCCAUCCUUCCUUCCCUUAUUCCUUCUUCCAUUUUUCCUUCUUCCAUUUUUCCUUUUCUUUCUUUCUUUCUUUCUUUCUUUCUUUCUUUCUUUAA